Molecule: messenger RNA, 882 nt
Organism: Acanthosepion pharaonis
Lineage: Eukaryota; Metazoa; Mollusca; Cephalopoda; Sepiida; Sepiidae
Source: the annotation of a GenBank genome assembly
AUGGAUGGCAUCCAGGGAUCGACUCUGCAGCAAAGACAGAUGUUCUGCAAUCUGCGAAAGGGAGCCCAUGUCCCCGGAUAUCAAGGCUACAUACCGCAGUUGAAAUACAGAAUAUCAGAUACGUAUGGGACAGCUACACAUCAUAUUGCUCAAGAUAUUCCGUACUUCCGUAGUCCGACAAUGGGUCCUGGAGAAUUACAAAAUUCUGAGGAAAUGACUGCUCCACCCCUUCCGGAAGGACAUGGAAAUUUUGCCUCGCCAUUGGUGCCUGGAUAUACAGGCUAUAUUCCGCGAUUAAACUUCAAGUUUGGCUGUACGUACGGAAGAGACGCCACAAAUUCCAUCCGCGAUUUUCUGGAACGCAAAAAUGAAUACGAAGCUCAACAGAAUUCUCUCAACGAGUACAUCAUCGUUCAGCCACCGAUGAUCCAGUCAUCGACGGAUGAGUACUUCCGAGAGCGGCUCAAUUCUUUUAAGGACAAGUAUUCGGCUCAAACUUCAUACCUUCGUGCUCGACGCCCCAUCAUUGAACCACCGAUUCCAGGUUAUACUGGUUAUAUUCCGUUGAUUAAACCAACCGAGACUGGACUUGGUGCAAGAUUCCAUCACAUCAGCGAUGCUGCUUUGAAAAAUUUCUGGUCCAGCCGUGGUGCAUCUGCAGAUAUUCCGACUAGCACGUUUGUUCCAGAAAGCCGAAGCGAUCACAGCAAAAGAAUUUAUAAGCAAUCGGGUAUGAUUCCUCUCUACACCGGUUAUGUGCCACAGAAAAUAUAUCACCAUGGUUACACUUAUGGAGAAACAACCCGUUCUCUCCCAGUUUGUUCGCAUAACGAACGUAAUUAUGGUGAAUUUGUUAAAAAGACUAACCCAAUUUCGGCUUAA